UCUCUGUGGCUGUGGCACACUCCCGUUUCACCGUGCACGCCGGGUCGCGAGUUACGUUACGAUUCCUUUCAUGCGCACGUUUAAUUGUUCGAUAUCAUCACGAAAUAAUCAAUUUAUUGCAUAAAAAUAUAGUGUCGGAAGUUUUCGUAAUAAAAAUUAUUGAAAAAUGGCUCAAAGCAAGUUUAACGAUCUAGCAGGACAAUUCGGGAAAGCACCAAAAGGCCUUAACGCAGGUCUGAAGUUUCUCGCAGUGGCCGGUGCGGCUGCUUAUGGUGUCUCACAGUCUAUGUACACAGUCGAUGGAGGCCACAGAGCAAUUAUUUUUUCACGACUUGGUGGAAUUCAGAAAGACAUAAUGACGGAAGGUCUCCAUUUCCGUUUGCCUUGGUUCCAAUAUCCCAUUAUUUAUGACAUCAGAAGCAGACCCAAAAAGAUAUCUUCACCGACCGGUUCCAAAGAUCUCCAAAUGGUCAACAUUUCUCUCAGAGUUUUGUCACGGCCAGAUGCGAGUGCGCUACCAAUCAUGUAUCGUCAAUUGGGAUUAGAUUAUGAUGAAAAAGUACUUCCAAGCAUUUGUAAUGAGGUCUUGAAAUCCGUAGUUGCAAAAUUCAAUGCCUCACAAUUGAUAACAAUGCGUCAACAAGUUUCAAACAUGGUGAGAAAAGAAUUGACCGAACGAGCCAAAGACUUCAAUAUUGUUCUCGAUGAUGUUUCUAUUGUCGAAUUGAGCUUUGGUAAAGAAUACACAGCUGCAGUGGAGGCCAAACAAGUUGCCCAACAAGAAGCACAGCGGGCUGCCUUCGUUGUAGAACGAGCGAAACAGGAGAAGCAACAAAAAAUUGUACAAGCGGAGGGAGAAGCAGAAGCAGCACGGAUGUUGGGUAUAGCGGUCAGUCAGAAUCCUGGUUACUUGAAGCUGAGAAAAAUUCGUGCUGCUCAGAGCAUUUCUCGCACGAUCGCCAAUUCUCAGAACAGAGUUUACCUCAACGGCAACAGUCUGAUGCUGAACAUACAGGAGUUGGGCUUCGACGAUUAUGCUGAGAAGUUGAAAAAUCGUGAUGAGCCAGGCCGGAAAACCUGGAACGAAACGAUGGAACAAGCAGUCAAAUCCCUCAAUGUUGAUAAUCCCGUGAAUGCCCUGAGAAGCGACGAUAAUUCCUCGUCUUCUUACGUCUAUGAAAACGGAACUAAUCCCGAAGAUCCCGCUCCCAGACUUCUUAACUCGGCAGCUGAUGGUGCCAAACUAAUUGUUCCCUAAAACGUGAAUUUUUAACAUAACAAAAAAUUAUACAAGAAAGCGACACACGAAAAAGAUGAAACUUUCCAUUUCGCUCAAUUAUAACGUUGAAAAAACCGAUUGACGUUUCGGAAUCGUUUUGAAAAAUGUUUUGCACAAACGUUCCAAGCCAACUCUUUUGGUUCAUUAAAACUUUUUAUUUACACAAAAAUGCACGUAGUUUAAUGUUUUGUUACACAAAAAUUAACGUAAAUAUUUUCAACACUGCGAGCUGACAAAAAUGAUUUUUUGCAUCAGUGUCGUCCCUCAAAUCGAACGUGAAGAACGUAAGUGGAAAUUAUGCACAAUGGAGGGGAAAGAAAUCAUAUUUCGCUGAUUUAUAAGAAAAAAAAACCGAAACUCAAAGUUAUAAUAAACCAGAUUGAGAACAGAUAA
Venturia canescens is the source of this 1672-nucleotide messenger RNA. RefSeq names its product prohibitin 2 (gene Phb2). Gene Ontology annotation, biological process: mitochondrion organization. The coding region runs from base 167 to 1258 and encodes 363 amino acids. The record is from RefSeq and is a predicted model, not a curated record. NCBI's taxonomy places the organism in Eukaryota, Metazoa, Arthropoda, Insecta, Hymenoptera, Ichneumonidae. The transcript has 6 exons. Gene Ontology annotation, cellular component: mitochondrion; membrane.